GACGCACCGCGACCAGCAGAGGGCGCCACUUGCAGACGGACGUCGUGUCUCUGUUUUGACCUGAACACGAAAUAAAAAAAAUAAUAAUAAAAAAAUAAAAUGAUGUCACUUUUAUAAACUUUAAUACCUCUUCGCUAAAUACUAAAAUAUACAGAAUUUAGGGUAGUUUAUUAAAUACUAGCGAACAUUCAGACAACAGGCAACAUGAGAAAACACAAAGCAUUUGAUAAGGUCACUAUGAAUUCCUAAUGGAGCCCCCACAUAAACUCUGGAUGAGCCUUUACGACGUAUUGAACAAACGUCUCGUGGUAAAUGUCGACUCCGACAGAACAACGCGACGGGCUGCGGGUCCUAAAGCGCGGCCUGCCUUUUAUCGUCCCCUGAUGCAGGAAUGUGCAGGAUGCUCAGUCCACCUGAUACUGGUUUGCACCCGGGGGGGGAGGGUCUCCAGCCUCCACUCGAGCUGCCAUAACACGGCGCAGCUCGGGCGUGCGUGCAGGCGAGCGCAUCCUCAGAGAGCGAGACGUCUGCGGGAAACAUGAUCGCCACAUAAAUCCAUCGCUGCCUUUUUUUUGUUUUGUUUCAUCGCUUGUCUUCAUCCCCAUAGGACAGAACGGAAGAGCGGCUCCGCGCGGGGAGGACGCGGGCGGACGCGAUCGGACGGCGUGAGGCGCGCGAGGCGAGGUCACCGCAGACUCCCACCACGGUGCCUGUGAUCCCCGUGCCUUCAUCUGAAGUUCUGACACUCCUCAAAUAACCUCAGGCAGCGCCGGCAAACGCAGCCACCGUUUCAUCCGACACCGGUAUCAAAACCUCAGGGAGGAUGUGAGUGACGAACCCCCAACGCAUCCAGCCAAGAAGGGAACUGGGAUUCGGUGCCUGCUAUGGACUGAGCGCUCGGGCUGAUACCUCAUCACUGGCCUCGCUCGGAAGUUGACAAUGGUGUUGUUUCUGGUUGGGGUCUCUACCGCCAUCAAUAAUUCAGCUCAUGAGAACCACACGGCAGGAAACCCCACCCAUCAGGGAGCACACGUGCUGCCCUCCACCCUGGUCAUAUCCCUGCUUCUCAUCAUCGUCGUCCUGCUGACAAUCUACUGCCUGAGGUUUAAAAACCACAGGAAAGCUCUGGUUACCUCUGUGGAUAAGAAGAUUCCAAAUGGCUUCUUGGAGGAACGAGGGGAGCAGACGGUGGUCCUCCUCCCCAGGUCGCCCUCGCCAUCCAAGCGCUACUUCCCCAUUCCUCUGGACUCGCUGGAGGAGGAGUACCGGAUGCGCUCGGCCGACGACGGCAAGCUCUUCAGAGAAGAGUUUAAUUCGCUGCCAUGUUACUACCAUCAUGGGUCCUUUGAGGAGGCGAGCAGAGAGCAGAACAGAGAGAAAAACAGAUACCCAAACAUUUUACCCUAUGAUCAUUCUAGAGUGGUGUUAAGCCACGUCGAUGGGCAUCCGUGCUCGGACUACAUAAACGCAUCGUACAUAGAUGGCUUCAAGGAGAAGAACAAAUUCAUUGCAGCUCAGGGCCCAAAGCUGGAGACGGUGGCCGACUUCUGGAGGAUGAUUUGGGAGCAGAAAACGGCGACCAUAGUGAUGCUGACCAAUCUGAAAGAAAGGAAGGAGGACAAGUGCUACCAGUACUGGCCAGAAAAAGGCUGCUGGAUGUACGGCAACGUGCGAGUGGCCAUGGAGGACUUCACCGUGCUGGUGGACUACACCAUCAGGAAGUUCUGCGUUCAGUAUGGCGCCGACGGGCCCCGGGCCCCCCGCCUCGUCACCCAGCUCCACUUCACCAGCUGGCCGGACUUCGGGGUGCCGUUCACGCCCAUCGGCAUGCUGAAAUUCCUCAAGAAGGUCAAGGCCGUCAAUCCGUCGUACGCCGGGCCCAUCGUUGUUCACUGCAGCGCCGGGGUGGGCCGGACCGGGACCUUCAUUGUCAUUGACAGCAUGAUCGACAUGAUGCACAUGGAACAGAGGGCGGACGUGUUCGGCUUCGUGAGCAGAAUACGGGAGCAGCGCUGUCAACUCAUCCAGACAGAUAUGCAGUACUCCUUCAUCUACCAAGCGCUGCUGGAGUACUAUCUGUACGGAGACACGGAGCUAGAUGUGUGCUCUCUGGAGGGCCAUCUGCAGAGGCUUCACAACACCAGGGCUCCCCACGACAGGCUGGGCCUGGAGGAGGAGUUCAGGAAGCUGACCAACGUGCGCAUCAUGAAGGAGAACAUGCGCACCGGGAACCUUCCUGCCAACAUGAAGAAGAACCGCGUGCUGCAGAUCAUCCCGUAUGAUUUCAGCCGAGUAAUACUCUCCGUGAAAAGAGGACUGGAGUUCACCGACUACAUCAAUGCCUCCUUUAUUGAUGGCUACAGGCAGAAGGACUAUUUUAUCGCAACCCAGGGCCCCCUGUCUCACACUGUGGAGGACUUCUGGAGGAUGGUGUGGGAGUGGAGGUGCCAUUCAAUCGUUAUGCUCACCGAACUCAAAGAAAGGGAGCAGGAAAAGUGCUUCCAGUAUUGGCCAUCAGAGGGCAGCGUAACAUUUGGAGAUUACACGGUGGAGCUGACUGGAGAGACGCCGUGUGAAACGUUCACCCUCAAAGACAUGGUGGUCACUCAUAGACCGGAAAAGCAGUCCCAACACGUUCGGCACUUCCACUUCCACGGAUGGCCUGAGAUCGGAAUCCCGGCCGACGGGAGAGGGAUGAUUGACAUCAUCGCCGCCGUGCAGAGGCAGCAGCAGCAGUCUGGGAACCAUCCCAUAAUUGUGCACUGCAGUGCUGGUGCCGGUCGGACCGGUACUUUCAUUGCCCUCAGUAACAUUCUGGAGAGAGUGAAGGCUGAAGGCCUCCUGGACGUGUUUCAGACAGUCAAGAGUUUACGCAUGCAGAGACCACACAUGGUCCAGACUGUGGAGCAAUACGACUUCUGCUACAGAGUGGUUCAGGACUUCGUUGACAUUUUCUCCGACUACGCCAAUUUUAAAUAAUAGAGACACUGCUGUGUAAAAUAAUGUCAAAUUAACUUAUGCAAUUUUUUCUGAAUGUUGUUUUCUAAUGUAAGAUCUUUUUACAUUUUGCACUUGAUGACAGUUCUGGAAGUGUUGUAACAUAGUGUAAUGUAAUGGAAGCGUCUGCGCUCCAGGCGAGUCUUUCUCUUUCAGGAAUGUUUGAUCUUAAACUACAGUGGAAAACAUAGCAAUUAUGGUGAUUUACAUAACGGGCCGGUCGCGUCAACAUUGUCAGGAAAUAUUCAUUAAUUGUAUUCAAACUUUAUCUAUAUAAGUAAUGUAUAUAUGAGCCAGUAUGUAUUGCUUAUUCCAUGAAAGGCAUCACUAAAGUGUUAAGAGUGCCGUUCUGUUUCUUGUUACUGGCCACGAUGCCUUUCUUUACAUCAGUGACUCCCUCCCUCUCGCCUGUGAAUACAGUGGAACUCAACAGCUGCUGCCUGUUGCAAUUUUAUUCAACUUCACCACUUUCCUUUUUCGCCUGCGGCGGUUUUAUCCAGUAGAUUGGUGCAUGACACCGCAAAAUGCAAUUAGCCCACAAGGACAGGAAAUGAUUCUGUUAUUCCAGACGUAUCAUUUUACUAACCCAUCACUGCAGCAGCAUCACCGCUUUAACAAACCGACUUUACACCUUUAUGUUUGUGGCGGCUGUGCAACAUGGAUUAGAGAAGAGUUCUAAUCAGAGAAACUUGUCACCAAGUGACACGAUUAUAACAAGGAUACAUGUAAGUCAGAUGUUUAUGUUUAAUUUAGCUUAGAUACACUUCUUAUACUGUAGGUAAUCAAUAAUAAUGUAGGUUGUACAGGCAUGUAUUCUAAAUAUUAUUAUUUAUAUAUCAUUUCGUUAUUUGUUAAUAAUAAUUGUCAUAGAAACCAAGAAUACGAACAAGGCUUACAUGAUAAAUGUGCAUUUAAGUAAAUAACUAAUAACUGAUAAUUAAUGCUGUAAACAAGAAACCACAAUGUUGCACUGACGUCAAAGGCAUAUUAUAUAUUUUGUUGCAAAGCUUCUGCUUCCAUCUCUGAACACUUUAGCUCUGGUUGAAGAACAGAACCUUCCGCUGUGUGUUCUAUUAUUAUGCUUUUUAUUAGGCCUCUGAAGUGACGAAGCAGAUCUAACAGCCACACUGAUCACUUUGUGUUCUUGUAGUUAUCCAUCAUCAUGACUGUUGUUGACAUCACAAUGUGGCGUCGUGGCGUCUGACUCAGAUGAAGGGGAAACGACAGCGAGGCCUUGCAGCUGGCGUAACGUAACUGAACAAGCAUCUUUCCACGAUGUCUCUGCCUUUUGAGUCUGUACGGAUUUAAACUAUCUGUUUGCUAAAAGCCGAUUACAAUAAAUUCUAGACAAAGACA
Betta splendens (Siamese fighting fish) is the source of this 4353-nucleotide messenger RNA. Its product is annotated as receptor-type tyrosine-protein phosphatase epsilon-like. Bases 940 to 2979 code for a protein of 679 amino acids. Gene Ontology annotation, molecular function: protein tyrosine phosphatase activity. Gene Ontology annotation, biological process: protein dephosphorylation. NCBI's taxonomy places the organism in Eukaryota, Metazoa, Chordata, Actinopteri, Anabantiformes, Osphronemidae. The record is from RefSeq and is a predicted model, not a curated record. The transcript has 21 exons.